ACAAACUUCUGCAGUAUUUCUUUGCUCUUAUAUCAAUCUCCUGAUAUGAAGGCUACUGCAUAACAUCUUCUGUCCGCAUCAAUUUGAAUUUCUGGGCUCCGAUCGAUCAACAUGAUUGAAAACAUACAAUGAAGAAUAGGAGAAUAUUCAAGAAGCAGUCUGCCCACUAACCAUAGGAUAGGCUGCCGAUUUCUGCAGAGGAAUAUAUGAUCAACAAUGGAAGCAAUAUAUCUAGAACAAAAACGCAACAUGAAAAGAAGAUUAAUGGAGAGUAAUCAAGUUGGUGCAGAAGUUAGAAGAAUUCAUGUCAUUUACUUCCUUAGUCGAAAAGGUAGGAUUGAGCAGCCUCAUCUCAUUCGAGUUCAUCACCUCUCAAGAAAUGGUGUACAUUUGCGAGAUGUCAAGAGAUGGUUGGGAGAAUUGCGAGGAAAGGACAUGCCUGAAUCAUUUUCUUGGUCAUACAAGAGGAGAUACAAAAGUGGAUAUGUAUGGCAAGACCUGCUGGAUGAGGAUCUCAUUACCCCUAUCUCAGAUAACGAAUAUGUCCUCAAAGGAUCGGAAAUUUCUUCCACAGCCACAAUAGAGGAUUCACCUAGCGAAAAGAGAUAUUCAAUGCACAAAGAGGAAGAAGACAGUAGUGAUCGUAUACCCUCCUCCACUGAAGAAAAUCCAGAUGAUGAUCAUCAUCAUCAAGAAACAAAAAUGGACCAACCUACAAAAAUCUUUUCUCCAGAAAUUGAGGAAGAAUCACCAACUUUUGGCUCUGAACAGUCAUCGACAUUGACUGAUGAUUCGAUGAAGACCAAAGAUCAGGAUCAGGAUCAAGAAAAGAAUUCUAGUUUCCAGACUCCCAAAGAAGAAAUGCAUGAAGAAAGUGACAAAAGUGAGGGUUCUUCAUACUAUUCACCUCUUUCCAGUAAAAGGAACAAGAAGGCCAACAACGUUAUGUCUGAAGAAAAAAUAAGUGCACCAUCUUCAUCAGCAUCAACCUCAUCAACAGCACAACCUUCAUUUUCUAAGAGCAGGAGUUAUUCAAAUGCAUCUCAUCUGUUCCGAAAUUUGAUCACUUGUGGAGCUGUGGAGACAAAUGAUUCAGUCAUGCUUACAAUCAGUCGUCGCAAUAAACCACCCGCGAAUGCAAAUUUGUCAUCUUUGGAUAAGCAGAAUCAUGUUUCUAACGGUACCAAGGAGCUACUACAGAAAGGGGACAAGUUGGGAGGGUCUCAAAGGAUCUUUGGGACUAAUUGGGAUCAACAAAGACAAAGCAGUGGAAGGAAAAGCUUUGAUGGGGUGAGGGCUUCACAGAAGAAUAAUAGCGAAUUCAAUAACCAGAAGACAAAUGCUGCGCACAAGCCUAUUUAUGGACCGCCCUGCUCGCAAUGCGGGAAGCCAUUUAAGCCAGAGAAACUGCAUGCACAUAUGAAAUCCUGCAGGGGGAUGAAGGCCUGGGCGAAAUAUAGUGGCCCUGCAAUUUCUGCUGCUGCUGCUGAUAAGCCAGCAGAAUCCCCGCAGGAGAAUUUGGUCUCUGGCUAUUAUUUGACUCACUGAUACAAGACUUUUUAAGAGUAGAUAAUCUUCAAUUCUUCAAGAAUCUGGUUCAUUUUGAUCGGAAAUUUUAGCACUCAUCUCUUGAAAGCUUUGCAUGUAAAUGCAAAUGAGCAGAGCGCAGGCAGAUGUUUAUGAAACACAAACUACAUGAGCAUUUACAUUCCAGUUCGUCACAUAAAUGGAGGCUGACUGCCAAUCAAAGUACAUAUAAGUUAUGACUGAACCUGUAUGAGGUGUUCUUCUUCACAUAAUUAGUACAAUAUGCAGGUCCAACGGUCUAUAUACGAAUAGGGUACCCAAUCAACUACCCUUUAUACAAAAUGAUAAGAGUAUUUGUUUACAAACAAACCACAGAUUAGGAACAAAAUUUUCAAUUGCAGAUUUAUGAAUUUAACUACUGCCAAGGACACUCAGGAGUGUGCCCGUAUCACAAGUCACAAAGAACUGGCAAUAUAUUGUUAGAAUUCCAUGAACUCUGUUGCAAAACAUCAUAUUAGUUCAAAGGAGAGGUUUUCUGAGCAAUAGGGUACUAAUGUUUUAGCUUUGGAUGGAAUGAAGCAAUUUGGCGCCGUGCUAAUUGGUUGGCAAAUUAUGGAAGGAAUUCAGCCAAAAGCAUUAAAACUCUUUAACCUAUAACGAUGGUGAGAAUGACUUUUUUAUGAGCUUUUGGUGCUAUAAACAAAUUGUUGCAAUUCCAAACUGACAUGAAUAAAAUACAGCUGUGAACUGUCAAUGUCAUGACAAGUUCAGAUUACUCCUGUCAAAAAUU
Messenger RNA from Coffea arabica (coffee), 2317 nucleotides. Its product is annotated as protein SOSEKI 1. The record is from RefSeq and is a predicted model, not a curated record. NCBI's taxonomy places the organism in Eukaryota, Viridiplantae, Streptophyta, Magnoliopsida, Gentianales, Rubiaceae.